AUGCCCGUUGAUCAUUCCGUGACAAGAGACUUGCCAAAGAGUCCUAAGGACUUUGUUGUUGGCUGGGUGCCAAGAGCGAAGAAGGAAAUCACGUUGAACAAGAGUGACAGAGACCUACUCGAGUCACAAGCGGAGUACGAGGCUCGUCUUGCUGAGGCAAACAAGCUUGGGAAGUUCAAGAAGUAUCUGCCAAUCAUCACAACAGGGUCUGGUCUCUUUUCAGAUGGUUACGUGAAUAACUCCAUUGGUACCGUCACCACAUGUCUGUCCAUCCUUUAUCCAAAGGAGUACAAAGAGUCAAAUGCCAUCAGAAACGUCACUUCCAUCGCUUUCGUCGGUACCGUUGUUGGUAUGAUCAUCUUUGGCUACGUUGCUGACUACCACUCAAGAAGAGCAGCCAUGCUAUGGGGUACCAUCAUCCUCAUCAUCAUGACCAUCCUAACCUCUGGUGUCUGGGGGAAGAACAGCUCCGACAUCCACGGUAUGCUCACUGCACUAACUGUUUACAGAUUCUUCUUGGGUAUCGGUAUCGGCUCUGAGUAUCCAGCUGGCUCCACUGCCUGUGCUGAGGCAUCUGCCAUGUUGCCGCCAGGGAAGAGAAACAGAUGGUUUGUCUGGUUUACAAACUUCAUGAUCGACUCUGGUUUCGUGAUCUCUGCCUUCGUGCCAAUGGUGCUGCUGUGGAUCU
Williopsis jadinii is the source of this 688-nucleotide messenger RNA. Its product is annotated as MFS general substrate transporter. Gene Ontology annotation, biological process: carboxylic acid transport; transmembrane transport. The transcript has a single exon. Gene Ontology annotation, cellular component: plasma membrane. The annotation marks the transcript as partial. The record is from RefSeq and is a predicted model, not a curated record. Lineage: Eukaryota; Fungi; Ascomycota; Saccharomycetes; Phaffomycetales; Wickerhamomycetaceae. Gene Ontology annotation, molecular function: carboxylic acid transmembrane transporter activity.